AUUAACAAGAUGUUGAGAAGCUUGUUUCUUGUUUUGUUGUUGAUCCAUGCAACCUUAGCUGCACGGAAACAUCCACUUCAAAAUCUACCUAAGUACAAAUGGUCAACAUUAAGUGGAAACGAGCCGCUUGUAAUAGCACGUGGAGGAUUCACAGGUCUAUUCCCAGAAGGCAGUCCAGAAGCAAUUGGACUAUUCCCAGAAGGCAGUGCAGAAACAAUUGGAAUAUCAAUGAACAAUAGCAUUUUUCUUUGCAAUAUUCAGUUUACAAAAGAUGCUGGUGGAUUUUGUGUGACAGGAAUCAAUCUUGACAAUGCAACAAGUAUAGCAAUGUUUGAUCCAAAAGAGAAAACUUACAACAUUAAUGGGAAGGAUGUGAAAGGACACUUUAUGGUGGAUUACACUGGUGCUCAGAUUUACGACAAUGUGUCAAUGAAUCAGGCCAUUUUUUCUCGUCCAGAUUUCUAUGAUGGCAUGUCUGCAGCACUUAAUGCUGAUGAUGUACUAAGUGGCAAAACUCCACCAAGGUUCUGGUUGAAUGUUCAGUACGAAGCGUUUUAUAACCAACACGGAGUACAGUUAGUUGAUAUUGUACUAGAAAUGUUGACCCUUUAUAAGAUAGACUUUGUUUCAUCUCCAGAGAUUGGUUUCUUAAGAAGCAUCAAUGGGAAAGUGAACAAGAUGAAAACUAAGGUUGUCUUUCAAUUUCUUAACGGUAACGAUGUCGAACCCACAACAAAUCAGUCAUAUAGCACAAUUGUGAAGGAUCUUGCAGCAAUCAAGUCAUAUGCAUCAGGCAUAAUGGUGCCAAAAGAAUAUAUAUGGCCAGUUAAACCAGACAAAUACUUGGGGCCUCCCACAACAUUAGUACCUGAUGCACACAAACAAGGACUAGAAGUGUAUGCUACUGGCUUUGCUAAUGAUUUCUUUACAAGUUACAGUUAUAACUAUGAUCCUACAGCUGAGUACCUACAAUUUAUAGUGAAAGGGGAAUCUGUUGAUGGUCUUGUUACUGAUUUUCCUUCAGGGGCAUCAAAUUCAAUAGCAUGCUUUGCACAGAACAAUACCAUGCUGAAAAAAGGACAAGCUUUGAUCAUAAGCAAUAAUGGAGCAAGUGGUGUAUAUCCAGGUUCCACUGAUCUUGCUUAUCAGCAAGCAAUAGAUGAUGGAGCUGAUAUUAUAGAUUGCUCAGUUCAAAUGACAAAAGAUGGAACUUCAUUCUGCUUAAACACUGCAGACCUAAUGGAAGAUACAACUGCUAUGACUAAAUUCAUGUCGCGAUCUUCUAAUGUUCCAGAAAUUCAAACAAAGAGUGGAAUUUUCUCAUUUGAUCUCACAUGGAAUGAGAUUCAGUCCUUGCAACCUCAAAUUUCUAGCCCUUUUGGCAGUGGCUUCCAAAGAAAUCCAGCAAACAAGAAUAGUGGUAAAUUUGUUUUGCUUUCUGAAUUUUUGGAGUUGGCCAAGGCUAAGGAAGUCACCGGAAUUUUAAUAAACAUAUCGAAUGCUGCUUACCUUGCUUCAAAGAAAGGCCUUGACAUUGUUGGUGCUGUAAGCACUGCCUUAAGUAAUGCAACUUUUGACAAGCAAGUCACACAACAAGUUCUGAUUCAAUCCGACGAUAGCUCAGUGCUGUCCAAGUAUAAAGACAUUUCAUCUUACAAAAGAGUGUUUUUAGUUGAAGAUAACAUAGGCGAUACACCUAAGAAAACCGUUGAUGAAAUUAAGAAGUAUGCAGAAGCAGUGAAUCUUCCAAAAUCAGCUAUUGUUAAAGUAUCUGGUUCUUUGCUAACAGGAAUGAGUAAUGUUGUUAAGGAGUUGAAAGAUGCAAACCUCACAGUAUUUGUUCAUACUCUUAGGAAUGAGUUCAUGUCUAUGGCUUUUGAUUACUGGUCAGACCCUAACAUGGAGAUUGCUACUUACAUCCAUUCUGCCAUGGUUGAUGGAGUAGUCACAGAUUUUCCAGCCACUACAAAUAGAUAUCUCAGAAGCCCAUGUAGUGAUCUCCACAAUGUGCCUACCAUCUUACCAGCUCAGGCAGGUGAACUACAAAGUACUGUUCUACCAACAUUACUGCCACCAGCAGAAGCACCACUUCCACCUCUUGAGGUUGCAAACGUUGUUGACCCACCUCUUCCCGCGGUGACUAAUGUUGAUACUCCCGCUGCACCUGCACCUGCACCACCACCUCCAACUCCACCUCCACCUCCUUCAGGUGCUUGGGCAAAUACUGUCAAUCAUGGCCUUUCCCUAGUUGCAAUUACUAUGCUUGUCAUUAAUCUUAUUUUGUGAUAAUACCUUAUGUGAUACAAGUGUUUAAAUUGUUAUCUAUAACAUAGA
Molecule: messenger RNA, 2334 nt
Organism: Medicago truncatula (barrel medic)
Lineage: Eukaryota; Viridiplantae; Streptophyta; Magnoliopsida; Fabales; Fabaceae
Product: glycerophosphodiester phosphodiesterase GDPDL7
Exons: 9
Coding region: 10-2286 (758 amino acids)
Biological process (GO): lipid metabolic process
Molecular function (GO): glycerophosphodiester phosphodiesterase activity
Source: RefSeq, a predicted model, not a curated record